Molecule: messenger RNA, 1898 nt
Organism: Camelina sativa (false flax)
Lineage: Eukaryota; Viridiplantae; Streptophyta; Magnoliopsida; Brassicales; Brassicaceae
Product: protein PIN-LIKES 2
Biological process (GO): endoplasmic reticulum to cytosol auxin transport
Cellular component (GO): membrane
Source: RefSeq, a predicted model, not a curated record
GUCUUGUGUUGUCGCUAGCCCAGUGACUCAUCUUCGACACAGAGGUUUUAUCUUCUUCUCUCUUCUUCCGAUGUGAUAAAGAAAAUAAAAUAUCCAAAUCAAGAAGACAAGAAGAAACUUCAAGAAACAACAUUAUUGCAAUCAUAUGGUGCAUCUAUCUGUUCUAGCAAUCUUGUCGUCUUCCUCAGUGACAUGUUCCAUGUGAAGAAGCUCCAGAUGUACUUAUGUCGUAUGAUUUAACCCUUCCUAAACAUCUUCUUGAAUCUUGAUUGUGGUCUAUUCAAAUUUGUUCUUGAUUCAAAAUCGUCACUACUGUAUCUCAACAUUUUCUUGGGUUUUAGUUUAAUCCCAAGUUUGGUCAUCUUCUUCUGUUUUUUUUUUCAAUCGUUGACUUCAGAGUGAGAUCAAGAUGACAGGUUUCUCCAGUGAAUUAUCAUCUGGGGGAAAUGUUGAUACUAGGGCUAUGGAUAUUCUCAGUGGUAUUGUGCCUUUGAUGAAGCUUAUCUGUUUAACCGUAAUAGGUCUGCUUCUUGCGCAUCCCAAGACUCAAUUAGUCCCUAGAGCCACGUUUAGGCUAUUGAGCAAGCUUGUGUUUGCUUUGUUCUUGCCUUGUUUGAUCUUUACUGAGCUUGGUGAAAGCAUUACCUUAGAUAACAUUGUUCGUUGGUGGUUUAUACCGGUCAAUGUGUUACUCAGUGCGGUCAUAGGGUCUUUCAUAGGAUACUUGGUUGUCCUUAUAUGUCGGCCUCCUCCAGAGUUUACUAGGUUUACUAUAGUUAUGACUGCUUUUGGAAAUACUGGGAAUCUUUUGUUGGCUAUUGUUAGCUCGGUGUGUCACACAAAGAGCAACCCUUUUGGACCGAGUUGCCACUCGAGAGGGGUUUCAUAUGUAUCGUUUGCGCAAUGGGUUGCUGUGAUACUUGUGUAUACUGUUGUGUAUCACAUGAUGGAACCGCCUUUGGAGUAUUAUGAGGUUGUUGAUGAAGAAGGGGUUGAAAUAGAGGAGAUCAAUGUCGAGAAUCAUGAUGUUAGUAGGCCUCUUCUAGUGGAAGCUGAAUGGCCAGGGAUUGAGGAAAACGAGACAGAACACUGUAAGACCCCUUUCAUUGCCAGGGUGUACAACAGCAUAUCUAGUGUCUCCCAGGCUUCUUUGCCUGAAAUUCAUCUCGGGGGAGAAACGGGUGGCGAGAGUCCCAGCCCGAGGUCUCUUCAGUGUUUGGCUGAGCCGAGAGUAAUGAGGAGAAUAAGAGUCGUGGCUGAACAGACUCCAGUCAAACACAUACUCCAACCUCCAACAAUCGCAUCCCUAUUAGCGAUCAUCAUCGGAUCAGUGCCUCAGCUGAAGAGUGUUGUCUUUGGUUACGAUGCUCCACUUUCUUUCAUCACAGAUAGUUUGAAUAUAAUGGCGAGCGCGAUGGUUCCAUCUGUGAUGCUUGUCCUUGGUGGUAUGCUCUCUGAAGGACCGAAAGAAUCAACUCUUGGGUUACGUACUACGAUAGGGAUAACUGUUGCAAGACUCCUGGUGCUUCCUAUAGUGGGAAUAGGGGUUGUAAUGUCAGCUGAUAAACUCGGUCUCAUAUCCUCAGCAGAUCCGAUGUUCAAGUUUGUGCUUCUUUUGCAGUAUUCGACUCCGAGUGCCAUUUUACUUGGAGCCAUCGCGAGUCUAAGGGGUUACGCGGUGAGAGAGGCCUCGGCGCUUCUAUUUUGGCAGCACAUCUUUGCUCUGUUGUCUCUUACGUUCUAUAUUGUCAUCUUCUUCAAACUCACCGUUGAUAACACUAUCCAAGGUAUGCCAUAACCAAAGUAGAAAAAAACAGAAUAAUUCAACCCUGUUUGUAAGAAUGUAAUGUUAUCAAAUACAUUGUGUGUUGGUGAAUAAUAAACUCGUUUUGAUGAUU